GUCAGUCUGGCAGUGCUCUGUGUUCUUCUGACCAUGUAUAAAGCUGCGAGAGCAGAGAGAGACCAGUUACAGACCAUGUAUAAUACUGUCAGUGCACAGAGAGACCAGUUACUGAGGGAGAGAGAUGAACGUACCCUGGCUACAAAGAUACAGGGCUGGACGAUAUACGGUUCCAGUAUGUAUUACAUCUCUACUCGGAAGAAGAGCUGGAAUGAGGGCAGACAGGACUGCAUAGAAAGAGGGGCAGACCUGGUGGUCAUCAACAGCAGAGAGGAACAGGAAUUUGUUGAGAAGCUGACAGUUUGUAAAGAAGCUUGGAUUGGUCUGACUGACAGAGAAAAAGAGGGCACCUGGAAAUGGGUGGACGGCAGAGAGCUGACUACUCGACACUGGAGGAAACAUCAGCCAAACAAUAAUGGUGACCAGGACUGUGCCGUAACUAGCUUUAGGAAUGACAACUGCAGCGGAUGGAAUGAUUUAUCAUGUCUAGAAAAUAAAUACUGGAUCUGUGAGAAAAAAGCCCCUCCAGCUGCUACAGGAGCAGAGCAUAAUCACCACUAGGCCUACAUGUUAGUGCCUGUUUUGUUUCGAAGAGUAAAAUUGUGACGCUUUGUUUCCAUAAAUGGACA
Pygocentrus nattereri (red-bellied piranha) is the source of this 629-nucleotide messenger RNA. RefSeq names its product CD209 antigen-like protein A. The record is from RefSeq and is a predicted model, not a curated record. The coding region runs from base 34 to 561 and encodes 175 amino acids. NCBI's taxonomy places the organism in Eukaryota, Metazoa, Chordata, Actinopteri, Characiformes, Serrasalmidae. The transcript has 4 exons.